Molecule: messenger RNA, 1266 nt
Organism: Aspergillus fischeri NRRL 181
Lineage: Eukaryota; Fungi; Ascomycota; Eurotiomycetes; Eurotiales; Aspergillaceae
Product: putative toxin biosynthesis protein
Exons: 4
Coding region: 1-1266 (421 amino acids)
Source: RefSeq, a predicted model, not a curated record
AUGCCGUUCCCUUUCAGGGUUGUUGAACAUAUCAUCCCCGGACAGCAUAUCCGGGAACAUCCACAUGCCCUAAAAGGACGCCAGGAAACUGCAUUGAAGCUUGCGAUCAAGCAGUAUAUUCCGCGCGAUCAGACGGAGUCAAUUCUCGAGAAUGCAGUCACGAUCAUCGGGGCGCAUGGAAAUGGAUUUCCAAAGGAGGCAUACGAGCCGCUGUGGGAGGACCUCUACGCCCAGCUUAAAAAGCGAUCAAUUCCGGUGCGCGGCAUUUGGAUCGCUGAUAUCUCCAAUCAAGGCGCAAGUGGUGUUCUGAACGAACAUGUCCAGGGAGAUAAUACACAGUGGCAUGAUCAUUCCCGGGAUCUGUUGCAUAUGAUCAAUCACUUCCGGGACGAUAUUGCUCGUCCUAUUAUCGGAGUCGCCCAUAGUAUGGGAUGCGCACAGCUCAUCCAGCUGUCCAUUAUUCAUCCUCGUCUCCUCUCAACGCUCAUACUCUACGAGCCCGUCAUCUUCGGGGAGCAAUUCGGGGGACCGAAUCCGGCACUCACGGCAGUUCUCCGUCGCGACAUAUGGCCUUCGCGAGAAAAGGCCGAAAUGCAGCUCCGGAGAGGCUUCGCCAGGUGCGAUCCCCGCGUCGUGGACCGCUACCUUCGCUUCGGUCUACGACCUGUACCAACGCGCCUCUACAAUCCCGAGAACGACCUCAAUAUUCCCCCGACAGCCGUCACACUCACGACCAGCAAGCACCAAGAGGCCUGGGCUUAUACCAUACCCAACCUCGAACCCGAAUCAGCGGGGCUGAACGACCUCCUACUUCCCGACUGGGAUCCAGUCGUUGAGCGCCCUGCUCCGUUCUCCCGUCCAGAAGCGUGGGCGGCUUUUAGGAAUCUGCCGUUUGUUCGACCGAGUGUAUUCUGGGUAUACGGUGGCCGGAGUUGGCUCUCUCCACCCGCUGCUCAAGAUUCCAAGCUACGAGCCACUGGGACGGGCAUUGGAGGAAGUGGAGGGGUUGCUAAGGGAAUGGUGGAUAAGGCUCUUUCACCGAAAGCAACACAUCUGGUUGUCUUUGAAGAAGUGGGUUGGUGUGCGGAGGUCGCGGCAACCUGGAUAGAAAAGUGGUUUGCGCGAUAUCUGAAGGAGGAAGAAUUCUGGCGAACGUACCAGAGCAAAAAGUCGGACCCGGAGAUGCUCAGGAAUUCAGAGGCCAGUAUUCGCGUUGCUAAGGUGGUAGUAGGGUCCCGGGAGGGUGUCGCCAAGGGGAAGCUGUAA